This is a messenger RNA of Linum tenue, 2060 nucleotides long. NCBI's taxonomy places the organism in Eukaryota, Viridiplantae, Streptophyta, Magnoliopsida, Malpighiales, Linaceae. The record is from the annotation of a GenBank genome assembly.
UUUGCCUUCGUCUUGCUUUUCGAAGUAGAGAAAGAGUGCAGGGAGACAAGGGAUAGGAUAGGUAGCGAUGGAGGAGCCAACUGAGGAGAAGGAAUCCAUAGCUGAGGCUUCCAAGGAGGUUUCUCGGGAGUUCAGAACCCUAGUCAAUGCCGAUGAUUUGGAUACCCUCAAGCAAUUGCAGCAUCUCAUACUGGGAAGGUUGCAGGACAGCAAUGCAGUCUUGUCCCAUUUUAACGACUAUUCAGAGAAUUGCUUCACCGAGGUUUCGGGGGAUUUUUACAAGAACACUCGCCUGCUGAAGUCUAUGAAGUCGGAUCUCGAUUACAUAUUUCUAAGGCUAAGAACUAUGAAAUCGAAAAUCUCAGCCGUCUAUCCUGAUGCAUUCACUGACGAAUCAGCAAAACAAGUAGAGGACCGAAGGCCGGAUCUUGAAGCACCUAUGGAACCCUAGUAUGUUGGUGCAUUGUGCUUUUUGUUGCAUCCCUGUCCUGGGUCUAGAGGGCACGGCAGUGCCAUUUUUGGUAUCUGCUGCGAAGUGUAUCUAGGCAGUAGGCAGGCGGGAGUUCAGAAAAAGGGUAAGCAAAGGAUGCAUCUUUCCAGUGGAAUCUUUGGACUUUUGUCAGUCCAGUCCACUCCAGGCAAAAGGGUUUUGUUAUUCUCUACUUUCUUUCUGUUUUGUGUCAGUUACAGACCCGGGAGAUCUCUCUCUCGCCUCCAUCUGAUCUGUUGUGGUAAAUCAAAGCUUUUCUUUUUCGUAUGUACUUUCUUCCCAAAACCUUCCUUUUGUUUCUCUGGUAAAAAAGAGAAACCCUGCCGUUCCCCGUUCCAAUUACUGGCCCUCGUCAGUCGCGUGUACUCUCUUCCUCUCUCAUGCAAUUCAGCCCUGAGGCCUGCCUGAACCUUCUAGCUCUCUGUCUCUGUCUCUCUCUCUCUCUCUGCCUGUGUUCUCUUCCUCAUGCAAAAAGCACAUUAUAUAUAUAGAUGAUCAAGAACCAAUCGAUCUCUCACUGAACCACUGCCACGGCAAAGGAAACCAGAGUUUGAUUGAUUCUUGAGCCUGCCCUGAUCACUAGAAAAUGGUGGGGAGUGGCGGUGGAUCCUCGGCAAGAAGCGAGAGUGACAAGGAGAAGACUAAGCUGAGGGAGAGGCAGAGACGGGGGAUCACCACCAAGAUCUUCCACGGCCUCCGCAGAUACGGCGGCUACCACCUCUCCCCGCGGGCAGAUAUCAAUGAAGUCCUCCGGGAGCUGGCCAAGGAAGCUGGUUGGAUCAUCGAGCCGGACGGCACCACCUACCGCUACAAGCUCGUGAACCGCUGCCCAACUUGCGGCGCUGGUCCGAGCCAGGCGAGCACAACUGCGACUCCGACUGCCAGCAGCACGUUGGUUGCCGGCGGAGGAUCGGGAUCUGGAGGAGACUGCUCCACCACAACUUCCCCACGCCGGAUAGACCCAAGCAUGGCGUUGAUCAAUGGCGUCAACAGUGGCAGGGCAGUCAAUGGUGGGGCACCGAAUUCCGUCGGCUCUUCCUCUGGCGAGCAGCUGGACAUCUCUCCUGCGUUCUACAUAUACAACCAUCCUGAUCUCCUGCACCAACCGUCCAUCCCCACCACCACCAACGCGGUGGCCGAAAUCGGCAUGCCAGUGAAUGUACCAUCAGUUCUCCACCACCAGGAGCUGUUGCAGCUGCAGGGGGCGUUUAUGGAAGAAGCUAUUGUGGCGGCGGCUGGUCCUGUUGAGUCAUCACCGCGGCGUAAUUGAGUAGCUAACCAUUUAACAAUAGAGGAGAUCUUUACUAUAAUUAUGCGUUUGACAGAACUUGGAAGCUGAGAAUCAUUUUCUGAUCUCUGUUGUUGCACUUAGUUUAACUGUUCCUGUUAUGCAAUAGUAACAAAGUAGUAUCAAUGCUUGAGGCUAGAUAGAGCUGCCGCAGUUUGAGUGAACCAAAUCCAGCUACAAUAGUUGAGGAUCAGAAACUUUGGCACUGCUACAUUGACUUGUUAAUAGGUUGAGUUACUCAAAUUAUUGCCAGCAGAUUGUCGUCUGUAAGCACAAAGAAAC